CUUCAACCCUGUCACCUCUCUCUCUCUCUCUCUCUCUCUCUCUCUCUAACAUGUCCCCAAGGAAAGCAGGGAACAAGCCUCCCACCGCCGCCGACUCCUCCAGCGGUGGUGGAAGGACAGCAAGGAGGAGGACGGUGGAUACUGUUGAAUCCGAAGAAUUAGAGGACGGUACAGGAGGUGGAAUAUUUGCUGCCGGACAUGGCCACCAGGCCCACCACUACCACCACAAGCACCGCUCGCCGGCGGAUUGUUACGACAUGUUGCGGAAGGUGCAUUCAACGUGGAGAUUUUUAAGGCCCGGGAGGAACCUGGGCCGUUGGAUUUCGGGUGCUCUCAUGUUGCUGGUGGUUUGCACCACGUUUGCCAAGUUUUCGCUAAUGAGUGGCAUUCCUGAAUUGGACGAGACCAGGAGAGGCAACGAGUUCCUGAUACGGCCGCGGCCGGAGGUUAACGGUGGUUCAAACAUGCCUCAGAAUGUUGUGACGGAGCACGGCAACCCUGGCAGCCUCAGGCAUUAUCAGACUCUUGAAAUUUGGAGGAAGCCCAGAAGUGACAACUUCCACAAAUGCGUUAGUCGAACGCCAAAGGAAACAAGGAAUGGAACUGCCACAAAUGGGUACAUUCUAGUUCAUGCAAAUGGGGGAUUAAAUCAGAUGAGAACUGGGAUAAGCGAUAUGGUUGCUGUCGCAAAGAUUAUGAACGCUACUCUUGUUCUUCCCACCUUGGAUCACGAGUCAUUUUGGACCGACCCCAGUGAUUUCAAAGAUAUCUUCGAUUGGAAGCACUUCAUAACAGCUUUAAAAGAUGAUAUUGAAGUGGUGGAGUCUCUACCCAAAAAAUUUGCCAAAGUGAAGCCCGUGCUCAAAGCCCCGGUUUCUUGGUCAAAGGCAUGUUAUUAUAGAGGAGGACCUCUUACACUGUUAAAGAAUCAGAAGGUAAUAAAGUUCACCAAAACCGAUUCACGCCUGGCAAACAAUGGCCUCUACAGUUCUAUCCAACGGCUCAGAUGCCGUGCAAUGUAUGAAGCGAUUCGGUAUACUGCAGAAAUCGAAGAGCUCGGAAAGGUGUUAGCGAACAGACUUCGGAACAACAGUGAACCCUAUAUUGCUCUCCAUUUAAGAUACGAAAAGGACAUGCUUGCUUUCACAGGCUGCAGUCACAGCCUCAACUCAUCAGAGGCCGAGGAGCUUCGGAAACUGAGGUACAAAGUGAGACACUGGAAGCAGAAGCGGAUCCACGGAGAAGAAAGAAGACUCCAAGGAGGGUGCCCCAUGACCCCAAGGGAGGCUGCCGUGUUUCUUGAGGCCAUGGGGUACCCUUCUGCCACCAGAAUCUACAUAGUUGCAGGGGAGAUUUAUGGAAAAGAAGGGCUUGAACCGCUCCGCACCAAGUACCCAAACAUAUACUAUCACUCGACCCUUGCAACACAGGAAGAGUUGAAACCUUUCAACCAGUUGCAUAACCAAUUAGCUGCCUUGGACUACAUUGUAGCAAUUGAGAGUGAUGUUUUUGUGUAUACCUAUGAUGGAAACAUGGCUAAGGCGGUCCGGGGUCACCGGAUCUUCGAAGGGUUCCGGAAAACCAUCAGUCCUGACAAGCAGAGCUUUGUGAGACUAAUCGACGAAUUGGACCAGGGUAAGUUGGCUUGGGUGGAAUUUUCAUCCGAGGUCAAGAGGCUACACGCAAAUAGGAUCGGAGCACCACAAUAUAGAGAAGUCAGACCUAUCCCAAGGACGGAGGAGUACUUUUACGCAAAUCCUUUCCCUGGAUGUAUUUGCGAUACAUCCUGAAUGUGGAAUGAGCAGCAAGAGCAUAACAGAUAUGACAUGAAGCUAAAUGCCGAAAAGAGCAUUUGAGGAUCAUAGAUCCUUAACUGCGUAGAAAUCUGGCUUGUGCCUCCAAGCAUGUGACACCUAUUUACUUAUGCUGUAGCUGAAGCUGAUAUGGAUGUGCGCACACAUUCUCGCUUUCUAUUGAUAGAUUGAAGUAGAAGCAGUGUCAUCCACAGAGCAGAGCCAAGACCGCAAGAACAUGCCAUCAUACACACAUACACGGUUUUUCAUUUCUAUGUAUAGGUUAAAGAAUCAAAGGCAGGUGACAUAGGGGUUUUAUAUACGAAAACUUUUUUUUUUUUCUGAACUGUACGCGAAAACAAGUUAAUCCCAUAAUCGUACGCACAGAGCCCAUUUUCUUCUCACAUUUUCCUUUUUAUCAGCUAGUGGCAAUAAUCAUAGCCUAAUAAGGCCAUAUUGGUAAAUCCAUCAACCCGAAUUUCACAUAUACACCAACAUAUAUCGUUCACAAAGUAUAGCACUCUAAGACUCAUCAUUACCGC
Rhododendron vialii is the source of this 2335-nucleotide messenger RNA. Its product is annotated as O-fucosyltransferase 19-like. The record is from RefSeq and is a predicted model, not a curated record. Bases 51 to 1790 code for a protein of 579 amino acids. Lineage: Eukaryota; Viridiplantae; Streptophyta; Magnoliopsida; Ericales; Ericaceae. Gene Ontology annotation, cellular component: cytoplasm. The transcript is spliced from 8 exons.